Nothobranchius furzeri (turquoise killifish) is the source of this 6465-nucleotide messenger RNA. NCBI's taxonomy places the organism in Eukaryota, Metazoa, Chordata, Actinopteri, Cyprinodontiformes, Nothobranchiidae. The record is from RefSeq and is a predicted model, not a curated record.
UCCACGAGCCUUCUGUAGGGAAGCCGCUCUGCGUCUGUGUAUGUGUGUGCGUGCGCGCGUUCGUGUUCGCGGGAGAGAGAGAUUCAGCCAAUCAGAGGGCUGCUGGCUGAGAACAGGACGGUCAGGAAGAACUGGACUGCCUCGGUCCUCCACCUGCGAUUCCUGCCGGUCUCUCUGGAAUUCGGGAUCCUCCACGCGGUUCGGUCUGGGUGUAGCGGUUCUGGACUGGUGUGGGUAAAUAGGCGGUUCCGAUUCAACCUCUCUCGCCGUCGGGACCGAACCUCCACCGGAACAUUACCGAAACUCCGGGAACACCUGCUGGCGUUCGGACCGGAGCCCGGGAGCGGGUCCAGGACCGAACCGGAUCCUAGACCUCUGUGAUGGAUCCCUGUUAGGACUAAGUGACGCGAUGUCCGUGAACGAGCUGUACACGAAGUUCACUCGGGUUUGGAUCCCGGACCCAGAUGAUGUCUGGAGGGCUGCAGAGAUCACCAAAGACUACAAAGAGGGGGAACCAGUUCUCCACCUGCAGCUGGAGGAUGGGACGCCUCUGGAGUACCAGGUGGGCCCAAAGUCCAACACGCUGCCAUUCCUGCGGAACCCUGACAUCCUGGUGGGGGAGAAUGACCUGACGGCGCUCAGCUACCUGCAUGAACCCGCUGUCCUGCACAACCUCAGGGUCCGCUUUCUAGAGUCCAACCAUAUCUACACCUACUGUGGUAUCGUUCUGGUGGCCAUCAACCCGUACGAACAGCUGCAGAUCUAUGGAGAGGAGGUCAUCACCGCCUACAGCGGCCAGAACAUGGGAGACAUGGACCCGCACAUCUUUGCUGUGGCUGAGGAGGCGUACAAACAGAUGGCCAGAGACGAGAGGAACCAGUCCAUCAUAGUGAGCGGAGAGUCGGGAGCAGGGAAGACCGUUUCAGCCAAGUACGCCAUGAGGUUCUUCGCCACAGUGGGUGGAUCCUCCCGUGACGCCAACGUGGAGGAGAAGGUUCUGGCCUCCAAUCCCAUCAUGGAGGCCAUCGGAAAUGCCAAAACGACCCGGAACGACAACAGCAGCCGCUUUGGGAAGUACAUCCAGAUCGCGUUCAGCCGGCACUACCACAUCAUCGGGGCCAGCAUGAGAACGUAUCUGCUGGAAAAGUCCCGGGUCGUGUUCCAGGCCGAAGAGGAGAGAAACUACCACAUCUUCUAUCAGCUGUGUGCCUCAGGCAGCUUACCGGAGUUCAAGGAGCUCAGCCUAACAAGUGCAGAAGACUUCAUCUACACGUCUUUAGGAGAGAACAUCUUCAUCGAGGGCGUGAAUGAUGCUGAAGACUUCAAAAAGACCCGAGAGGCCUUCACUCUGCUGGGGAUAAAGGACAGUAGCCAGGUCAGCAUCUUCAGGAUCUUGGCCUCCAUCCUUCACCUGGGGAACGUCGAGGUCCAGGCGGAGCGGGACGGAGAGUCCUGCCACAUAUCGAGGAACGAUGUCCAUCUGCAACACUUCUGCAGGCUGCUGGGCGUGGAGCUGCAGCAGAUGGAGCACUGGCUUUGCCACAGGAAGCUGGCCACAGCGUCUGAGACAUAUUUGAAGAAGAUGUCUAGCAAGCAGGCGGUCAACGCCCGUGAUGCGCUCGCCAAGCAUAUCUACGCCCGACUCUUCGACUGGAUUGUGGAGCACAUCAACAAGGCUCUUCAGACGUCCUCCAAGCAGCACUCCUUCAUCGGAGUCCUUGACAUCUACGGCUUCGAGACGUUUGAGAUCAACAGCUUUGAGCAGUUCUGCAUCAACUACGCCAACGAGAAACUGCAGCAGCAGUUUAACUCCCACGUCUUUAAGCUGGAGCAAGAGGAGUACAUGAAGGAGCAGAUCCCCUGGACCCUCAUUGACUUCUACGACAACCAGCCCUGCAUCGACUUGAUUGAGGCUCGGCUCGGGAUCCUGGAUCUGCUGGAUGAGGAGUGUAAGGUUCCAAAAGGGACGGAUCAGAACUGGGCCCAGAAACUCUACAAGCAGCACUCAAGCAGUGAACACUUCCAGAAACCCAGAAUGUCCAACAUCUCCUUCAUCAUUGUUCACUUUGCUGACAAGGUGGAAUAUCUGUGCGACGGGUUCUUGGAGAAGAACCGAGACACCGUCUACGAGGAGCAGAUAAACAUCCUGAAGGCCAGCCAGUUCCAGCUGGUGGCAGACCUGUUCCAGGACAAAGACGGUGUGUCCUCCUCCAAACCGUCCAAGGUGAAUAUCCGCGCCCUGAAGACGGUCCCUAAAGCUCCCAACAAGGAGCACAGGAAGACCGUGGGACACCAGUUCCGAUCAUCUCUCCAGCUGCUGAUGGAGACCCUGAACGCCACGACGCCUCACUACGUUCGCUGCAUCAAACCCAAUGACUACAAGGAGGCCUUCUCGUUUGACUCCCGGCGGGCUGUGCAGCAGCUCCGGGCCUGUGGGGUUCUGGAGACCAUCCGGAUCAGCGCCGCUGGGUAUCCGUCCAGGUGGACGUACCCAGAUUUCUUCAGCAGGUAUCGAGUCCUGAUGAAGAAAUCUGACAUGAUGUUAGCAGACAAGAAGCAAGUGUGUAAAAACCUGCUGGAGACGCUGAUAAAGGAGCCCGACAUGUUCCAGUUUGGAAAGACAAAGAUUUUCUUCCGGGCCGGUCAGGUGGCAUACCUUGAGAAGCUGCGGACCGACAGGUUUCGAUCUGCCUGCAUCAAGAUCCAGAAGACGGUUCGAGGCUGGCUACAGAGGAUCCGGUACCGUAAGAUUCGAAAUUCUGCCCUCGCCCUGCAGAGAUACGGCCGAGGAUACUUGGCUCGCAGGUACGCAGAGCUUCUGCGUCAGAGGCGAGCCGCCCUCAUCUGUCAGAAACAGUUUCGCAUGACCCGAGAGAGGAGGAGCUUCCUGAAGAUCAGGCGGGCCGCGGUCACCAUCCAGGCCUACGCCCGAGGGAUGUUCACCCGCAGGAUCUACUGGGAGUUCCUGCUGCACCACAAGGCCAUGAUCAUCCAGAAGGCCGUCCGCUGCUGGCUGCAGAGGAGGAGGUUCAGGCGAGCGCGUGAUGCCGCCAUCACCAUCCAGUGUGCCUUCAGGUGUCUGCGGGCCAGGAGGCAGCUGAAGCAGCUGAAGAUUGAGGCACGCUCUGCACAACACCUGAAGAAACUCAACACGGGCAUGGAGAACAAGAUCGUGCAGCUGCAAAGGAAGAUGGAUGAGCAGUCCAAGGAGCUGAAGACUCAGAACGAACUGCUGCUGACCACCAACACCUCUCUGAGUUCUGAGGUGACCAAGCUGCAGAAGGAGCUGGUUCUGGUCCGGACUCAGCAAACCGAUGGAGAUCGGGUCGCGUCACUGCAGGAGGAGGUGGAGAGGCUUCAGGAGGAGCUGCAGGAGGAAAAGGCCGAGAGGAAAAGGCUGGAGGAGGAGCACAGCGAUGAGAAGCUGAUUCUCACACAGAGGGUGGAGGCGCUGGAGGAAGACAACGCUCUGCUGAAGAAGCAGAAGGAGGAGUUAAACCAGCAGAUCCAGCAGCAGACCAGAACCUCUGCAGAGGAAACCAGCAGCAUGUCGCUGCAGCGUGAGCUGGACCAGGAGCGCCAGCGGUACCAGAACCUCCUGAAGGAGUUCUCCAGACUGGAGCAGAGAUAUGACAACCUGAAGGAGGAGGUGUCUCUAAACAAGUUCCAUCCUGGCCAUCAAAGGAACCCGUCCAAUCAGAGCAGCCUUGAGUCGGAAUCCCCCUACCCGUCCAUCUCCACCUCUGAGGUGGGAGACACCGAAGACUCCAUCCAGCUGGUGGACGAGAUGGGGGUGGAAAAGGCUGCGAUGGACAUCGGUCUGUUCCUGAAGCUGCAGAAACGAGUGCGAGAGCUGGAGGUGGAGAGGAAGAGGUUACAGGUCAACCUGGACAAGAUGGAGGAGCUCAGCAAGCGCAAGGGUUCGGAGUCACGGACCUUCAUCUCUGAGGAGGAGACGGCAGAUCUGGCCUACAACAACCUCAAGAGACAGGAACUAGAGUCGGAGAACAAGAAGCUGAAGAAUGACCUGAAUGAGCUGAGGAAGACCGUUGCUGAGCGCGCGUCUCAGGACACCUCGUCCAAUGAGCUGCAGGACGGGUACAACCUGCUGCUGAGUCAGCUGAAAGCGGCCAAUGAGGAGCUGGAUGCCCGGAAGGAGGAGGUUCUUAUUCUGAGGACGCAAAUCGUGAGCAACACUCAGCUGCUGGAGAGGAGUCAACUCAUGGAAUCUGAGAAAGACACUGACCUGAACAACAGCAAGGAGCCGGUGGACCAAGAGGAGGCUCUCCGAGCAUACCACGGGCUGUGUGAGUCUAAAAAGCUCCUGGAGGCUCAGCUCCAGACUCAGACCCGGCAGCACCGGGACGAGCUGGAGGCUCUACACACUCAGAUCGAGCUGCUGAAGGACGACCUUGAGAAGAAGCAGGAGAUCCUGAACUACACAGCCUCUCUGUCUCCAGAGGCCAAGGUGGAGUACAGUGUCCAGCAGGAGAUCACUCGGCUCACCAACGAUAACCUGGACCUCAAGGAGCUGGUGGAGAAACUAGAGAAGAAUGAACGGAAGCUGAAGAAGCAGCUGAGGAUCUACAUGAAGAAGGUCCAGGAGUUGGAAGUGUCUCACGCCGCUGUUCAGAACAGAACCACCAGACCAGAGCUGAGCCGGCAGAUCACCGUUCAGAGGAAGGAGAAGGACUUUGAGGGGAUGCUGGAGUACAGCAAGCAGGACGAGGUCCGACUCAUCAAGACUCUCAUAACUGACAUCAAACCCAGCUCCGUGUCAGCCACGGUCCCGUGUCUGCCCGCCUACAUUCUCUUCAUGUGCAUCCGCCACGCAGACUACAUCAACGAUGACCAGAAGGUGGAGUCUCUGCUCACCUCAACCAUCAACGCCAUCAAGAAAGUCCUGAAGGUCUGCUCCCUACACACACACACACACACACACACACACACACACACACACACACACUGUGGUAACAUUCUCCUGGUUCUGCAGAAGAACAAUGAGGACUUUGAGAUGAUGUCGUUCUGGUUGGCCAACAGCAGCCGGCUGCUUCACUGCCUCAAACAGUACAGUGGAGACGAGACCUUCAUGACCCAGAACACGCCUAAACAAAACGAACACUGUCUGAAGAACUUUGACCUGGCCGAGUAUCGGCAGGUUUUGAGUGACCUGUCUAUCCAGAUUUACCAGCAGCUCAUUAAGGUUGGCGAGGGCAUCAUCCACCCCAUGAUUGUGUCGGCCAUGUUGGAGAGUGAGAGCAUCCCGAGCCUGGCAGGUGUGAAGCCAAUGGGCUACAGGAACCGUUCCCACAGCUUGGAUACAGAUGCAGAUGGGCCCACCAGUUACACCCUGCAGGCUCUAAUUCGACAGCUAAGCCAGUUCACCAGCAUCAUGCGAGACCACGGACUUGACCCGGAGAUCGUGGGGCAGGUGGUUAGACAACUAUUUCACUGCAUCAACGCUGUCACCUUAAACAACCUUCUUCUGCGGAAAGACGUCUGCUCCUGGAGCACCGGCAUGCAGCUCAGGUACAACACCAGCCAGCUGGAGGAGUGGCUCAGAGCCAACAACCUGUUCCAGAGCAAAGCCUCCAGCACGUUGGACCCCAUCAUCCAGGCUGCCCAGUUGCUGCAGGUCAAGAAGAAAACCUCUCAGGAUGCUGAGGCCAUCUGCUCACUCUGCACGGCACUGAACGUACAGCAGAUUGUGAAGAUCCUGAACCUGUACACGCCUCUGAACGAGUUCGAGGAGAGGGUCACCGUGUCCUUCAUCAGGAACAUUCAGAGCUGUCUCCAGGAGAGGAACGACCCCCCACAGCUGCUGGUGGACACCAAACACACCUUCCCCGUUCUGUUCCCGUUCACGCCGUCAGCCCUCAGCCUGGAAACGAUCCACAUCCCAGCUUCGCUCGGCCUCGACUUCCUCGUCAGGGUUUGACCUUCCGACCAUCUCUGGGACGAAGCUCAAGGAUACGUGCAGGGAUAUGAUUCAGGAGACCAAGCGUAGUUUUCUACAUGUCUUUUCUUUUACCAGCUGGCCAUGGAGUCAUGAGGAUGUUUAGUCACGGUACCAAAAGGUUAAAGGUCAGAAGGCUUCAGGAGUUUUCUGUCCCUUAGACACAAGAAUCCAGGUUUUUCUUCUUCAAUCAGAACUCCAGAUUUCUCUCGGGUCUUUUGGGAACUUUCUUUCUAAGCUUUGAUGUAAUUCCUGAGGCUGUGAUUGGACCAGGCGAGGUCGGAGCACCGAGUCUUUGUCCUGCAGAAAAGCACUUGGAGACGUUUCCAGAUGUAAAAUAGUUUUUAUUCCUGAUGUUUCUGUAAAUGCCGAAUUCUUUCUGAAGAACUUGGAGUCAAAACAACUCCAACAAAUGAAGUUUGUAGAAUUAAUUAUUACAAAUUAAACAUUUGUUCCCUUUAUUUUUGAAACUUUUAAUUGAUGACCAUUAAACGGUCAACAGCCCCGAC